Trichomycterus rosablanca is the source of this 7270-nucleotide messenger RNA. It is a transcript of the gene alk, whose product is annotated as ALK receptor tyrosine kinase. The transcript has 34 exons. Gene Ontology annotation, cellular component: plasma membrane; signaling receptor complex. Gene Ontology annotation, biological process: regulation of neuron differentiation; multicellular organism development; regulation of cell population proliferation. Bases 178 to 6414 code for a protein of 2078 amino acids. Gene Ontology annotation, molecular function: ATP binding; protein binding; transmembrane receptor protein tyrosine kinase activity. Lineage: Eukaryota; Metazoa; Chordata; Actinopteri; Siluriformes; Trichomycteridae. The record is from RefSeq and is a predicted model, not a curated record.
UCGUUCACGCCACUUUUUUUUUAUUGGUUCUGGAUGGGAAAGGAUGCGGUAAGAUUUGAGCGCAGUUCAUAAUGCGAGCGUUGCGCACACGCGAGUGCGUCUGAGCAUCACUGCGGGAUUAGGAACGGAUUCAAGAUCAUCGUCGAGCAGGGAUCAAGGUUCAUCCCAGGGUCCAAGAUGAAAGCCAGAAUGCUGUGUUUUCUGCUUUGCUCUGCGGCAUGUGUGACCGAGCUGCGAGGUGCCAACGCACCUACUUUUCCCGCGCCCGAUUUGGUUAACAGCACCGGGGAUCCGAGCGGCAAACGGGACUCCAUUCAGACCUCCAGCUCCAGGCUGAAAAGAAAGACGCUCUCGGUCGAUUUCGCAGUUCCAUCUCUUUUGCGGCACUACAUGGCACUGUUCAUAAAGCGCCCGCUGAACGGGGACUGCCUGACUUACGCAGGAUGUUACACCGUGCGCGCCAACCUGAGGAUGCACUGCGCGCCUUUGCAGAAAACCAUCGCGAGUUUGCUGGGCGACAAGUUGGCACAGAGCGCACCAGACGAGGGUGGAAACGCAUCCAGCGGCGUACAGCUGCCCUACCGGCGUGUGCGACCCGCCCCCAAGGUGCUCACCCUGGGCUUGAGCACGGCAAGCCGCAAGUCUAACCAGGUGGUGGUGGAAAUAGGGGAGGACGUGGUAAGGACGGGAUGUGGCGGACUGGAUGUGCGUGAGGACGCGCCGGUACCUUUCCUGGAAAUGGACCUGACGCGUGUGCUUGAGUGGUGGCUGGGAGCUGAGGGAGGUCGACUGCGAGUGCGACUCAUGCCCGAGCGCAAAGCUCAGGUCCCGGGCAGGGAGGAAAAGUAUUCUACAGCCAUAAGGGCCGCAGACGCACGGCUGUUUUUACAAAUCGCAUCCAGCAGUGAGCGUCCUCAGUCAACGGUGAAGGUAAAUACUGACGCUUCACUCCGCUACUGGAACUUUUCCUGGAUAGCAGAAGACGUGCUUGGUUUCCCAAAGGACGAAGCAUCGAGUGCAGGUUCAGGGUGUUCUUCAAAGGGAAUAUUAUGCCAAGAGGAUUCCAGCAGUUUCCAAGCAGAGUUUGCAUGGAGCCUAACACCCGCCAUGGAUCUGUGGGCAGAGGAUCAUGGUGUCAUGGGGAUGACAGGAGGAAGCUUUCAGGGCUGGGAGGAAGGUCGCUUUGUGUUGGUGAAUGGCUCAGCUCUGGGAGGACAGUGGGUUUUGAGUCCAUGGCUACUCGCGUCCCGUAGGUCAUGUGGGCUGGAUCUGACCGUAUUUCUUCACCCGAGGCAAAAGGGACGUUACAAGGUUUGGCUUAUCGAGAGAGACAAGCCGAUGCUGGCUCUGCUCACUACCGAACCUCCUCACAUCACUGGCUGGGCAGUGGUGCAUCUUAACCUCGGUGCUAGAGAGAAACCAUUCAGGAUCUCCUCGAGUUUUGACCAGCCGGGCGAGCUAGAGAUGGCCACUUAUAACCCACUCUUCAUCACCAACUGCACCAUGGAGACGUCUCGAAACGUGACUCUUGAGGGCCGCUAUCGCUGCAGACGGGGUCAGGAGAUCAGUCUGGAUCGGCUGUGUGACUUCACCGCUGACUGUGCUGAGGGAGAUGAUGAAGGAGAACCAUGUCGUCAGUUCCUUAACGGAAGCUACUGCUCAUUUGAAGAUGAUUGUGGUUGGCAGGCAUUGACGAGCAGAGGUUCAUACAAGGGAGUUCACCAGUCUCUGCCCAAAAAACUCACCAACAGCUGUUCAACAUCAGGAGCUGUUCUGGCUUUAGAAAGUCAGUGGAAAGGUCAACGGGGGUCAGUAUCAGUGCGGAGUCCACUCUUCCUCUACCCUCUGCGCAACGCCCCAUGCAUGGUAAGGUUCCAGGUCUGUGGAAGCCCGAAUGGUAUUCUGUCUCUCUGGAUUGUGGAGAACAGUACAGGACCCGAGGCUCAGAUAAGUCUAUGGAACUCCAGCAGUGAGGCAAACCUGGACAAAGGAUGGAGACAUAUCACGUUCCCACUGUUUGGGCUAGUCGACUGGUUCUAUUUCCAGUUCAAAGCAGAAAGUUCCUCGGACUCUGAUGUGGCAUUCGUCAUGGAUAACUUCACGCUUAGCAUGAACUGCUUCCUUGAGACCAAUGGAGAAUUCCCUCCAGUGCUUCCUACAGCUGUUUCACCAGUACAGUUCAGAUCCACCAUUCAGAAAAAGACCACAACAUCAGUAAAUGGAGUAAAUGAAGGUCCUACUAACGACUCGGUUGAGCAGGUAGAUGAUGGCGUCCUCUACUCCCAGACGGGGCUGAUAGGCAAACUGGAGGGGGUCCAGAAGUGGCUGGACUAUGGGCCGGAGCUGAUCCAGGAUGAGCCUCUCCAUGGUCUUCAUGAUGUGGGACGUCAGUGCUACUGGCCUGUAAUCCUUGAUGUCACUAGAUCGCGGCGUCUUCGGAACAGGAACAAUGCAGGACGUCUUCCACAACACAGGGACCCUCUGGAGACUCAGGCUCUUAUUAAAAACAUACUGCACAGUGAGGCUCACUGUACAGGUGAUGGGUGGGGGAGUGGUGGAGGUGUGAGGUGGAUGAUCACAGGAGGGGGGCAGACUAUUAGGAGGAGGAGGGAGGGUGAGUAUAGUGGACUGCUGAAGACCAGCAGCAGAAGAAUCAGGACUGGGGAGGACAGAGCUUGUAGUGUCAAAUCUGUUAAAGAACAGAUUCAGCUCAUUGGCCCUGUCCACACUGCCCUCUGCUCCUCUGUUAUUGCUGGACCUGAAGCCGGUGAUGGUCCUCAUUCCACUCCAGACCUCCCUCAUGUUGUUUUGCUGGAGUUUCCCCUCCAGCUUCCUCCUAUAUGUGUUCUUAGCCUCCCUGAUAGUUGUCUUCAGUUCCUUCUGGAUCGUUCUCACCUCCUCCCUGUCUCCAGCUCUAAAGGCCCUCUUCUUAUCGUUAAGGAGAGCUUUAAUGUCCUUUGUUACCCACGGCUUGUUAUUUGGGUAACAUUUAACAGUUCUGGUCGGUACAGUGGAGUCUACACAGAAGUUAAUGUAGUCAGUGAUGCACUCUGUGAGCCCGUUGAUGUCCUCUCCGUGCGGCUCACAGAGUGCCGGCCAGUCCGUAACCUCGAAACAGUCCUGCAGUGCCUCCCUCCGUCUUCUUGCCCUCGCUUUUCCCGUGCGCUGUCUCGUUCCUCCUCUGCAUCCCCUGUGCGUCCGUCUCCAAAGUUCUUCGGGGAUGUUAUUUGGUCUGGUCGCCAUGCCGGCCGGCUUCAGCGCGAUCAGCUGAUCCCGGGUGUAAACAAAGCGUCCAUGUUGCUGCGCAGCGGCGGACCAGGAGCCAAGUGGACUUUUCGCACCUGUGGGGCUACAGGGCCAGUAGGUCCCACUGCCUCUCAGUGUAGCAGUUCGUACCGUAACACCAACAUACAGGUGACUAUAGGGACGAGUGGAGCAACUAAGGGCAUCCAGAUGUGGAGAAUUCCUGAAACAGCACUAUACAGAAUCACAGCUUACGGUGCAGCAGGCGGGCGUGGCGUUCAGAACUCCGAGAGGUCGCAUGGAGUCUCCAUAGUAGGAGAUUUCAAGCUGAAGAAAAAUGAAGUGCUGUACAUCUUGGUGGGACAACGUGGUGAAGACGCCUGUCCUACUACUGUGGAGUCUCUGCAGAAAAUCUGUCAGGAGCCAAAUGAUCCACCAGACAGCGAGAGCAUGCUUAAAGGAGGUGGAGGCGGAGGAGGGGGUGCAUCUUAUAUUUUUAUGGUGGAGAAAGGAGUCUAUAUCCCUCUUUUAAUCGCUGCCGGAGGUGGGGGUCGAGGCUACAGCCACCACUCUGAAUCAGAGAGCCCUUUUGAGAUUGUGGACCGUGAUCCCCAUAUCCCUGGACGUAAUGGCAUCUCCAGAGCUGCAGGUGGUGGUGGAGGCUGGAACGACAGCAGUCCCGUUUCUUGGGGUGGCAGACCACUCAUUAUGGGAGGUCAGGGAGGAGAUUCAUGCAAAGACUCCGUCUGGAAGACUCUAGGGGGUUUUGGAGGGGGCGGAGGAGCCUGCACUAGCGGAGGUGGAGGAGGUGGCUACAGAGGAGGUAAAACUUCAGUAGAUAACGACCCUGAACAGGAUGGAGAGGACGGGUCCUCCUUUAUCAGCCCAGAUGGAGAGAUAUAUCUAGAGGCACUCAAAGCAAUGGAGGGUGAUGGAGAGGUAGUCAUAAAUCCUGUGCAGAACUGCAGUCAUUGUGAAUCAGAAGAGUGCCAUGAGACUCCGGAGGGGACAGAGUGUUACUGUGAUAAGGAUCUAGUUUUGGCUGCGGACAGGGUGUCCUGCAUCAACUCUACAGAGAUAUCUGUCCUCAAUCAGCCGUCCCUCUCUCACCUGGCAUUGGGACUCUCAGUGGGAACCUCUGCGCUCAUUGCUGCACUGCUGUUAGCCGUAUCUGGAGUCAUGAUCAUGUACAGACGUAAACACACUGAGCUGCAGUCCAUUCAGCUGGAGCUGCAGAGUCCUGACUGCAAGCUGAGUAAGUUCAGAGCCUCCACCAUCAUGACGGAUUACAACCCCAACUACUGCUUUGCUGGCAAUACAGCCUCUGUGAAGGACCUGAAGGAGAUUCCACGUCGCAACAUCUCCCUCACCAGGGGUUUGGGGCAUGGAGCCUUUGGAGAGGUCUAUGAAGGUCUGGCUGUGGGAAUACCAGGAGAACCAAGUCCAAUGCAAGUAGCUGUCAAGACACUUCCUGAGGUGUGCUCCGAGCAAGACGGACUCGACUUUCUGAUGGAAGCUCUAAUAAUCAGUAAGUUCAGCCAUCAGAACAUCGUGAGGUAUAUCGGAGUAAGUUUACAGGCUCUACCUCAAUUCAUACUGCUGGAACUGAUGGCUGGAGGAGAUCUCAAAACCUUCCUGCGGGAGACCAGACCCAGACUGGAGCAUCCGUCCAGCCUAACCAUGGUGGAUCUUCUUAACAUAGCCAGAGAUAUCGCCCGUGGCUGCCAGUACCUGGAGGAGAAUCAGUUCAUUCACAGGGACAUCGCAGCAAGGAACUGCCUGCUAACCUGUAAAGGUCCAGGAAGGGUGGCCAAGAUCGGGGACUUUGGCAUGGCUAGAGAUAUCUACAGAGCCAGCUACUACAGGAAAGGAGGCCGUGCCAUGCUGCCAGUUAAAUGGAUGCCACCGGAAGCUUUUAUGGAAGGAAUAUUUACUUCCAAAACUGACACAUGGUCAUUUGGAGUGCUUUUAUGGGAGAUCUUCUCGCUGGGUUACAUGCCCUAUCCCAGCCGCAGUAAUCAGGAGGUUUUGGAUUUUGUCACUAAUGGAGGCAGAAUGGAUCCUCCAAAAAACUGCCCUGGACCAGUCUACCGGAUAAUGACACAGAGCUGGCAACACCAACCUGAAGACAGGCCAAAUUUCUCUACUAUCCUAGAGCGGCUUGACUAUUGUCUGCAGGAUCCAGAUGUGAUUAACGUUACUUUGCCUGUGGAGUACGGCCCAAUGCCUGAAGAGGAGGAGCGUGUUCCCAUGCGUCCAGAUGACCCUGCUGCCCCCUCUUUACUUGUCAGUCCACAGGGCACAGAGGAUGCAUCAGAGUCUGCCUCCGCGACCAGAUCCGAGGAUGCGAAAAAAGCUGCGGAAGCUCUCCUGAUGAGUGGCUGCUCAUCUGACACCAAGCCCUCAUCCGGUGCUGCAUCUCAAACUUACCCUCAUCCACCAUUACCCGCUGUGUCUGCUCCGCCAGCCUGCAGCAAACCAUCAUCUGCUACCCCCACCACCCAGGAUGGAGGCCAUGUUAACCUUGGAUUUGCUCAGGCUCCCCUAGCUGAGAAGAAGAGCCACAAUGGGAAGCCCACCAACCUAUGGAACCCUACUUAUGGCUCCUGGUUCCUUCAGCAGCAACAGAAAAGGCAGCAGGCACAAGCGCAAGCAAAGGCUCAGAGGCAGGCAGGAAACCAGGGCUGUGAGCACCCGGGUCGGACUGUGACUAUUGCAGAGGCUUUGAGCCUGCAGAACCAGCACAAGCAGAAGCAGAUCCAACAACAACAGAAGAUCCAGCAGCAGCAGCAGAUGCAGAUCCAGCAGCAGCAGCAACAGCAGCAGAUGCAGUGCAGGCCUCUUCUUCCCCCUCCUCCACCAGCUGCGGCUGCCCCUCUGUUACUGGAUUCAGCAGCCCUGCCCCCUGUGCCACUUUACAGACUGCGCCGCUUUCCCUGCGGCAACAUCGGGUAUGGCUACCAGGAGCAAGGUCUGCAUUUGGAUUCGUCCAUGUCUGUGUCUGGACCCCCGAACCCCCUGCCACCUCCAGCCCUUUCCAACCAGCAGAGACCCAUCUCACUCGGCCGGACUGGAGUUGCUGAGGACAGUCGCCCCCUGUUGGUCACAAUGGGAACUGUACAGGACUCCAGACUCCCUAAGAUGGAAGGGCACAAUGCCACAGUGCUUUAACCUCCCCGCCCCAGACUUUCUCUUCUUCAGUGCCCGCUUGCAAAACACUGUGCCAUCCGUCUGUGCCCACCCCACGCUGCUUCUUAGCCAAGCCAACAUUCACGCCCCCUUUCUAUGACUGGGAUGAGACUGACUGUUUUAAUAAUCAUUCUGUAUGAACUUGGUGCAGCAAGCAUCAGGAAUUCGGUACUGCAGCGCACUGAGAGGUUUUAAAGAUGACAGGUCGUGCUGCAGUCGCUCAUGAGGACGUAAGGACCUGUGAAAAGCACCCCAUCGUUUUAGUGUUUUUUCACAGAAACACAGAAAAAGAGUUUGUUGAUGCUUGCUUGCCUGCUUGUUUAUUUAUUCAUUUUGUUAAUUUAUUAUUUGAAAGCAGUGUAAAUUAUUAAUGGGCGUGUUUCAUAAAGCGAACCACUCUACUGAUUAUGCACCAUUUUGUUCAUAUUUGGAUUCGGUUGACACUUUCUGACUCGGAAUUCAAUGAAAAGAAUAAAUAACAAACAGCAAACGCUCUGUGUGUAACAGACGACUUGUUAUAGACGACUGACUUUUAUCUAUUAUCAAUGAAGGUGAUCAGUUGCCAUGGUAUUUAAAUAGGGGUGAAUUGGUCAGAGAAAAUGCUGUCAUGGAAUAUUUUUUACCAUUGUGUGGCUUGUGAAAGAGGUGUACAUUUGUGUAUUUAACCCACAGAGGAAUCGAGGUACUGACCUCUUUUAUUCCAUCUAUUUUCAGUUAACCUGUGGCUUUGGAAAAAAAAAAGCUUUUGUGUAUAUAAGAGCUGUAGCCAUCUUUGCAAAGAAAUGAAUUAUUGCUCUUUUGGUCUCUUGGUUUCAGUAUCUUUCAAUAAAUUGUUAAU